CAGGUCAGGCUGCGAACACUUCACUUUCCAGCCUCCACUCACAGAUGGAGUCCCUCAUAAUCUUCCUGUUCGUGAUUUCUGGCUCUGUAGCCCUGCAGCAGAAUCUGCAGGCGAAGCUUGGAGAUGAUGUCACUCUCCAGUGUCAGAUUUCCACAAAUGAAAGAAUCUCAGUGCUGAAGUGGAGCAGACCUGACCUGAACACAGACGGCUACGUCUACUUCUACAGGAACAAACGCUCCUAUGAAAACUACCAACAUCCAUCUUUUCAUGGAAGAGUGAAGCUGAGGGACCCGGAGAUGAAGGAUGGAGACGUUUCUCUGAUCCUGAACAACGUCACGUUUAAUGACACUGGGAUGUAUGAGUGUCACGUAGCAGUGAGGAACCCUGUGAGAAGUAAAAGAGUUCACACUGAGAUCAGUCACUUCAUCAACCUCACAGUCACAGGUGAAACAGAUGAAAAGUUGUUGCAGCAGAGACUCGUGGAAAGUGAAGCUGGAAAAGUGCAGGAUGUAACUCCGACUGUUAAGAUGAUUGUUUGUUAUGUUGCGGUUAUUGUUGUUGGUUUUCUGACAUUAUUCAUAUUUAAAAGAUAUCAGUUAAAAGGACUAAAUAUUACAGUCCCUGAUAAUGCAUUACUUUAAAUGGAGAGACUCUUGAGGGACGGCUGCUAUGAGGAAAGGCAGCCCAGAAACUUUGCAAGCAGCACAUGUCGUUGUUGCCUCAACUUUUGGUCUUUUACCCAGGCUAAUCUGCCAUUUUCCUUCUUUGGUUAGGUUUAGGGAUUAGAGAUCGAUCUAGAUAUCAUAUUAUGAUUUGGGACACAUCAUCAGUAGUGGACCCUGGAUUCAUCAGGUGUUUCGGCCAUUA
Oreochromis aureus is the source of this 867-nucleotide messenger RNA. Its product is annotated as myelin-oligodendrocyte glycoprotein-like. Bases 45 to 641 code for a protein of 198 amino acids. NCBI's taxonomy places the organism in Eukaryota, Metazoa, Chordata, Actinopteri, Cichliformes, Cichlidae. The transcript has 3 exons. The record is from RefSeq and is a predicted model, not a curated record. Gene Ontology annotation, biological process: immune response; negative regulation of T cell proliferation; positive regulation of T cell proliferation. Gene Ontology annotation, cellular component: external side of plasma membrane.